Messenger RNA from Penicillium lagena, 1269 nucleotides. RefSeq lists its product as uncharacterized. Gene Ontology annotation, biological process: transmembrane transport; carbohydrate transport. Gene Ontology annotation, molecular function: carbohydrate:proton symporter activity. The coding region runs from base 1 to 1269 and encodes 422 amino acids. The record is from RefSeq and is a predicted model, not a curated record. NCBI's taxonomy places the organism in Eukaryota, Fungi, Ascomycota, Eurotiomycetes, Eurotiales, Aspergillaceae. Gene Ontology annotation, cellular component: membrane. The transcript is spliced from 8 exons.
AUGUCUACUCCUGAAGGAAAUCGAUACAAUUAUCUGGUUGUGUUUUUCGCAACCUUGGGAUCCAUCACUUAUGGAUUCAACAAUUCAAUCAUGGGAACGGUCCUAGAUUUAGACUCCUUUUUCAAUUAUUUUGAUCUCCCCGAGACUGGUCCCAAGGCUGAUCACACUCAAGUUAUCAUUGGAACAACUCAAGGAAUAUUCUAUGCCGGAGGCAUUAUUGGAUGUGGUAUAGCUGGCUGGAUGGCGAAUCGGCUGGGCCGACAACGGGCUGUGCAGGUGAUAUGCUCGCUUUGUAUUAUCUCCGCCAUUCUUCAAGCAGCUGCGGUACACAUUGCAAUGCUCCUGGUAGGGAGGCUUUUCAAUGGUGCCGGAUCGGCAAUGAUCAAUGUGGUCGUUCCCCUCUAUCAGUCCGAGAUUUCCCCUCCCGUUCAUCGAGGAAGAAUGGUCGGGUCUCAUGGAGCUUUGAUAGUAGUUGGAUAUACAUUUGCUGCAUGGACUGGACUUGGAUGCUAUUUUGAACAAAACCCCCAAAUACAAUGGCGCUUGUAUCUUGCACUUCAAUGCGUGGCACCAUUGGUAUUACUAGCCGGAUCUGCUUGGUUACCGGAGUCUCCUCGCUGGCUGAUAGCUAACGGCCAGCUUGAAAGCGCCCGACAAAUUUUGAAUCGACUACACGGUGACGGAAAUAAUACAGAAACUAGCAUAAGCCCGGCUGCUCUUGAAUUUAGUCAGAUUGAGAGUCAACUUGAAAUCGAUUCUCGGAGCUCCGCCGGCUUGAUUACUAUCCUCAAAUCCUCCUCGCUUAGGAGAAGAUUCCUUAUCGGCUUCUUUGUCCAAUGUCUCGCUCAGUCUACUGGUGUGUUAGUGAUCAACAACUAUCAAGUCACUCUAUAUGCCGGACUGGGGCUUUCGGGCUGGAUGCCAUUGCUGCUUUAUGGUAUCUAUACUACUUGGGCGGCGAUUCUUAACUACGCCGGAGCCCUGAUAGUCGAUCGUAUUGGACGUGUACGAAUGCUGUCCAUUGGAAUGGUCGGUUGUGCCUCCAUGGUAGCAUGUGAAGCUGCUAUGGUUGCUCAGUUUGGUGGCGGUCCCAACAAAAUCGGAAAUGGGUUUGCAGUCUUGUUUCUCUUCCUUUUUGUCACUUUUUACGGAGGCUGUGUCGACGCAAUCAGCUAUGUAUACUGCUCGGAGCUGUUUCCGACCAAUAUACGUGCACAGGUUGUUUCUUCUAACGUAAUCAACCACCGAGUGACGAAUACCACCGAGUGA